This is a messenger RNA of Racocetra persica, 424 nucleotides long. NCBI's taxonomy places the organism in Eukaryota, Fungi, Glomeromycota, Glomeromycetes, Diversisporales, Gigasporaceae. The record is from the annotation of a GenBank genome assembly.
AUAUCUUCGAUCAAUGUUUCAGAAAUUGCACCAUUUUUGGCCUUUGUGUUAAUAAUGAUGUUCGCUAAAAAAAUUCCUGUCUAUCUGAUUUUCGUUGCCAUGUGCUCUGUUAUAUAUGUCGUCAGACAGCAACUUACUGCAGAACUCAACGCACGUAUGGAAAGAUUAAUCGCGAAUCUUACAUCACGAGAUGCCACAAUUGUGGUCAAGGGACAGAGAAUCCUAACAAUGGUAAAUACUGUGAUUGAAACUAUUAAUGAAAUCACCACCAAUUAUAAAUCUCUUUGUGACCAGUUGGACCAAAUAACUGAGACAGGUUCUGUGGCACCAUUAAUAUCUAAACAAUUUGCUGGCCUAUCCGUAUCUACGUCCAAUUUUUCUCAAAGAUCUUCUGGUUCUUCUCUGGGUUCUUCUAGUGGCUCAA